UUGCCAUAGCAAAUAACACAACCCUUCUUCCUACAAAGUUGUCAUCAGAUACGAAAAACUCCUGCGUGACCAAAUGAGAAGUUAACUUCAAAUUACUCAAUAAUUAUUACUUUGUUUAUCUUUUAGAACUUUUACAAGUUUGUUAGAGAUGACGAAUGUCCAAGCAAGUGAAUUCAGAAACGAUUUGUUGGAAACAGCUUCUACGUGUAACACGCCUCCAGUUAGACCAAGGAGCCUGUACACGUACACUGAUGACCCUGUGUACUGCUACCAGAGAUACGGAGGGGAGCUCAAGAACUUCGAGUCAGCUGCUAGCAUAGAAACGUUGGUCCCGCACCAUAUUAGCUCCAACUCUGCCUUCUCAUCGGGGUCUCUUUGGCGACCACCCUCUCGCUUCGCUCUCCGCUCCCACCCCUCCCUCUCCUUCAUCCCUAGUGACGACAUGUUCUCUUAUGUGGACCCUAAUUGGCGAGAUUCAGACACUGUAGAUAAUGCGUACAACGGGGCAGUGAUCGCUACCCAGCACGGCACGAUGUCCAUCAAACUACACAGCAGGAUGAGGGUGGACAUGACCAUAGACAGAGCCAUCCGGAUCACCAACCUGAAGAGCAAUAUUGUCAUGUCGUUGAGUGCUUCUGGGGCAUCAUCAGCUCUGCUUCACCCCAACGGACGCAUCUACCAGUACGGUAGUCGAGUCGAGAUCCAGGCACACGAUGUCCAUGGGAAUAACAAAUACGCAAAGAUGUGGUACAAGGGCGUAAGUUUCACGUCGGAGAAUUGUGCUCUGGUGUACCUAGUGGACUCUGCCGGGACACGCACCACCACGGACUCCUUCUCAGACAUGUCCCAGGACUUCUCUUUGGCCGUGUUCUACAACGAGUCCCGUCAUGGCGUCGGCUACCAGCAAGAAGCGAUGCACCUUCUCCAAAACGCUCAGUACUUUGUGGACGACAAAAAAGUUCAAAAUUGGAUCAUAAAUAACGUUAGGAUAUCUCAAACCCCAGACGGAUUACUUAGGAUUGCCCGCAACAGCAACAAAUAUCAGCUCCGCACUUCACCGAGCAAUGGAUCCGCCACGAUCACGACACCGUUUGUACACACAACAGCUUCCCUUGGUCAGACGUCGCACCUGUUUGUACGCAGGGGAGAGCGCAGGAUGCAUUACGACGGCUCCAGCUUCAUCGUGCGGAACGCUGGCCACUCUGCCGGGUUCGACGACAAGAACAUGCUCAAGGUGUACUGAGUCCAGUUGGGCGCUUAUAGUGGAAUUGCCUGUGUGUUGAACACUAUGAGAGGCUGUGAAUGUUUUAACUUUUGGUAUUUUUAAAUCCGUUAAAAUUGGUUGUGACCUGCUUUACCGGUUUAGAAGUUUGCUUUAUUAUGCAGGAGUUUUCCAAAAUUAACACAGACAUUUUGAUUAUUUACGAAUAAAAUUAGUUUUCCCACUUUUAUUUAUACUUUUGAAUAAAAUACCAGAUUAUUUAUUAUUGUUAUGUUUUGUUUCUUAGCAAUGUUUUAAAUGUCACAACGCAUUUAUUUAGAACAAAGUUCUCAAUUAUAUUCGUGUAAAUUAAUUUGUUCGAUUGAUUUAAACUUUGAAUCUUGUAUUGUAUGUUAAAUUGUUAAAUAUUUUUGUUUAUUUGUUUGGAUUUAUUUUUACGCUUUUGAGUUCUGGAUUUACCCAAAAUUGCACGAAAUAAUGUUAUGAAAUAUCAGACAUGUAAUAUUGGGCUUAUUGAUCUGUUAUGAAAUUUAUUUGUGACAAAAAAUAAAAUUGUAAAUACUGUUGUAA
This is a messenger RNA of Homalodisca vitripennis (glassy-winged sharpshooter), 1792 nucleotides long. RefSeq lists its product as uncharacterized. NCBI's taxonomy places the organism in Eukaryota, Metazoa, Arthropoda, Insecta, Hemiptera, Cicadellidae. The record is from RefSeq and is a predicted model, not a curated record. The coding region runs from base 149 to 1243 and encodes 364 amino acids. The transcript is spliced from 6 exons.